Naegleria fowleri is the source of this 339-nucleotide messenger RNA. RefSeq lists its product as uncharacterized. The record is from RefSeq and is a predicted model, not a curated record. The transcript has a single exon. The coding region runs from base 1 to 339 and encodes 112 amino acids. Lineage: Eukaryota; Heterolobosea; Eutetramitea; Acrasida; Naegleriidae.
AUGGAACCAACACAAUAUACACCCGCAACAUUGCGACUUCCAUUAUUGAGAUCGAUCGAUAUCAAAGAGAUUAUGCAAGAAAUGGGCCUAUUAGCACUGUAUGAGAGAAAUAGAGAGUUUUGGAAUGCCAUUGGAGUUGUUCCUCGACAUUUGCAGUUGGCUUUAGAAGGCUAUGAAAAGAAAGAAUUAAAAACUUUGGUGGAUAUGGACAAUGCAGAUACUGUAAUAUCCACCAUGUAUCAUAUUGUAACAAAAGCUGUACAAAGACAAUACGAGAGUGAUUUAGAGAACCCAACAAAUUACUUUGUCGAAUUGGCUUUGAGAAUGUUAUCCGGGUAA